This is a messenger RNA of Rhagoletis pomonella (apple maggot), 1035 nucleotides long. RefSeq lists its product as uncharacterized. Lineage: Eukaryota; Metazoa; Arthropoda; Insecta; Diptera; Tephritidae. The record is from RefSeq and is a predicted model, not a curated record. Bases 1 to 1035 code for a protein of 344 amino acids. The transcript has a single exon.
AUGGAGCAACUUAUACAGUCACUAGAGAACGAUAAGGAAAAGGAAAUAGCAAGAAAUAAAGUGAGCAAUAGAAUAUUACUUUUCAAACGCAACAUGAAACACAACGAAGCGGAAAAAUUAAUAUUAUCAGCAUUUCAUAAAGCAAAGGCGUUUAUCCAGAAACACAAAAACAACAUUAUUAUAACUGAUGCCGACAAAGGCAACAAAACUGUAGUCAUAUACAAAACAGAGUACCUAGAGAAGAUGAAGAAACUAAUAGAAGACAGAAAUACAUAUAAAUCAAUACGAACUGAUCCUACAAACACUCUUCAAAGAAAAAACAACAAAAUAGUGGACGAACUUUACAAAGGCAAGCACAUAAACUUCAGGGAAAAACAAAAACUCACCUGCACUGCAGCCACCAGAAUUUAUGGCUUGCCUAAAAUACACAAGCCUGGAGUUCCACUUCGUCCUAUUGUCUCUUCUAUUAUGGUCCCCUGUUACAAACUGCCCAAAUAUAUCGGCGAGAUUAUACAAAGUCUAAUUUCGGGAAAAUAUAACGCCAAGAAUGCUUUUGAUCUUAAAGAUAAGUUAACCAACGUCCAUGUGUGUGAUGAAGAUGUUUUAGUUUCGUUUGAUGUCAUUUCCCUAUUCACAAAUAUACCAACGACAUUAGCUUCGAGAAUAAUUAUGAAUAAGUGGGACCUAACUCAACAGAAAACUUCUAUUCCAAAAAAGAAAAUUCACGAAAUAAUAGACUUUUGCCUCAAGGAUAACAACUACUUUAUGUUCAGCAACAAACUAUACGCACAAACUUUUGGAAUGCCCAUGGGAAAUCCAUUUUCUCCAACAAUCGCUGACAUUAUCAUGGACAACCUACUGGACAACACCAUCACUGAGCUGAAAGAAAAAUUUAACAUUGACAUAAAGCUUAUAACAAAAUACGUGGACGACAUCUUCGCUAUUAUCAAACGUAAUGACGCGAAUAUUAUUCUAGAUACUCUUAAUAAAUACCACAAUAAACUGAAAUUUACUAUGGAAAUGGAAAAAGACUGA